Messenger RNA from Zophobas morio, 1588 nucleotides. RefSeq names its product Bardet-Biedl syndrome 4 protein (gene BBS4). Gene Ontology annotation, biological process: cilium assembly; protein localization to cilium. Gene Ontology annotation, molecular function: protein binding. Lineage: Eukaryota; Metazoa; Arthropoda; Insecta; Coleoptera; Tenebrionidae. Bases 32 to 1468 code for a protein of 478 amino acids. The record is from RefSeq and is a predicted model, not a curated record. Gene Ontology annotation, cellular component: ciliary basal body. The transcript is spliced from 11 exons.
AGUUUUCGCUGCCUGCAUAAUUAUCAUUUAAAUGAGCUGUUUAGCAAACGGUAAAGAGAAUGUGCGAAUUUCUGCUUUUUCCAGUCUUCAAAAGUCCUCUGAAAUGUCGUGGCCUGAGCCUAAUCCAUUAGAGAAGUUAAACUGGCUGAUACACUUGCAACAUGUCAGAGGUGAAACCCAGCAGUGCAAGGAGCUUAUCAAAAGCGAAAUUAAAAAGAGCGGAGGAAGGAACGAAUUUGCUUAUUUUAAACAGGGCAUGAUUCUACGAGAAGAAGGCAAAAUUCAAGAAGCUUUAGAAUCGUUCCAGAUUUGUAUGAAACUGAAUCCCGAACACGCAGACAAUAUCAAAGAAGUAGGAAAAUGCUUAUACGAAAUGCGUAGAUUCAGGCUAUCGCUCGAGGCGUACUUAGAAGCUGAAAAGGUUUCGAGCUGUCCCGACUGGCAGAUUUAUUACAACAUAGGACAGUGUUUGAUGCGACUGGGAGAAAUACCGAAAGCCAAAGAAUACGCACACAAAGCUGUUCAGAUCGGAAAGCACGAGAAUGCGUAUUCUUUGUAUAUCAAGAUUUUGGUCGCUGAAGGAGAUUUGCGGACGGCAGUUGCAGUAUGCAACGCAUCGAUAGAAUCUUGUCCCGAUAGUGUCAACAUGUUAACUGAAGCCGGUAUUUUGUGCCUUAAGAUGGGCCAAACGCAACACGCUUUCGAAAAACUGAGUUCCGCUCUCGCUUUGGACCCAGCUUGUUCUAAAGCUCUUCUAGGCAUCGGCUGCAUCACUCAGUCACACGACGAAUACGAUGUUGCUUUGACGAAGUACAAAGUGGCUGUUUCUUAUGAACCCAAUUCGAUUGCUUUGUGGAAUAAUAUUGGGAUGUGCUUUCAUUCAAAGCAGAAGCAUAUUGCGGCCAUAAGCUGUCUGAAGAGAGCCCUAUGGCUAUCCCCGACAAACUGGAGAGUUCUUUUCAACUUGGGUCUCGUACAUCUAGCGACUUAUCAAGCGGCAUCUGCAUUUAACUUCUUGUGUGCUGCGGUUAAUCUCCGACCCGACGUUCCUCAUUCUUUCACCAGCCUGGGAUGUGCUUUGUUUGAGCUCAACGAUUACGAAAAUGCCGGAAGAGCAUUCCGACAGGCCCAGGCCCUGGCUCCGGAAGAUCCGCUGAUUAUCGUCAAUAACGUUUUGUGUUUGCUGCUUUCGGAUCGCAAGCAAGAGGCGAUGGAAAUGAUUGAGAAAUUUAAUCUGGUGGCGCAGCAGGAUGGAGCCGUUGCUAAAGACGUGGCAACGCUUGCUGAAAAAUUAGCUGCUAAAUUAGAGGAUUCAGUUUCAAGCGAAAACAGAACAGCAAACGGGAUAUGUUCGGAGCACGAAGAACUAAACAAUAAUGGAGACGGAUUCGAAAAUGAUAACAUGGCAGCAGUGGCGGCUGUAGCCUCCGGUAAUUUGUCGAGGGAGUUUGAACCCGACGAAGUGUAGGGAAUUAAAUGAAAUUAGAAAUGUUUAGUUUUGUCGUACGUAUUUUCUUGUUACGUAGAUUUUCUUCAUGUUAGCACAUGAAGACGUAUUGUUUAGAUGUUUAAUAAAACAUUAUGUUGA